AUGUGGAGCGAGAUGGUCGACGACAGCCCCAUGCUGCUAAUGGACGGCGAAGGCAUCCCCUUCACAACGGACGAGAUUGUGCACAGCCUGCCCGAGAUAAACCUGGACGAGUUGUUUAUUUCUUGCGGUUCAGUAAACGCCAUGGCGGACGUAGGGGGAUACAUGCCGCCGCAGGAGCCAGUAACUUACAUGUGCGGGGAAUGCGGUGCUGAUAACACGUUGAAGCCCGGAGACGUGAUCCAAUGUCGAGAGUGCGGUUAUAGAAUUCUUUACAAGAAAAGAACGCGGCGCAUUGUGCAAUUUGAGGCUCGGUGA
Closterium sp. Yama58-4 is the source of this 315-nucleotide messenger RNA. The record is from the annotation of a GenBank genome assembly. Lineage: Eukaryota; Viridiplantae; Streptophyta; Zygnematophyceae; Desmidiales; Closteriaceae.